Cryptotermes secundus is the source of this 1762-nucleotide messenger RNA. RefSeq names its product homeobox protein Nkx-3.2-like. Gene Ontology annotation, cellular component: nucleus. Lineage: Eukaryota; Metazoa; Arthropoda; Insecta; Blattodea; Kalotermitidae. The transcript has 3 exons. Gene Ontology annotation, biological process: regulation of transcription by RNA polymerase II; cell differentiation. Gene Ontology annotation, molecular function: DNA-binding transcription factor activity, RNA polymerase II-specific; RNA polymerase II cis-regulatory region sequence-specific DNA binding. The record is from RefSeq and is a predicted model, not a curated record. The coding region runs from base 620 to 1468 and encodes 282 amino acids.
GACAAGGUUAGUUUAUCCGAUCUCAUGCGAGUGUAGUGAAAAACCUACCUUCAGGUUUUGUGACUUCUUUACCUCUGUAGCAGUGUUUUACUAUUGUAAGCGAAUUAAAGGUAUUUCGAACAAAAUGUUGCGAAACUGAAUACAUGACAGUAGAGCAGGGAUAAUUUUGUUUUCCAAGAAAUCUAAACGACAUCGGCGAUUAUCAGUAUCUUCAAAUGUGGACUUAAUAGCCACGAUACAAGUUUGUUUAUCCUCAUGGUAUCGUGCAGACGUGUGGAUUUUUAUUUGUAGCGGAUGAAAUGAAAAGUGCCUGGGUCUGUUUCAGUGCUAGGUCUCAUAGAGGGGUGGACACUGAGGAACCUUGUCUACAGAAAUAAUAGAUGCAGCAUGGAGAUUGAAGAUCCGGAUGUAGCCUGAGAUGAAAUGACCCUACUCUUGCUACACGUGAAUGCAAUAUUAUCCCGUAUAAACCGAGUUCCAGAAAGAAUUAAGAAUGUCUGAUAGAGAAUAAAGAGCAGGAAUUCCAAAGCCAUGAAAGCAAACUGGAAUAUUUCCAUGGACUGAAAUAUAAAUAUUACAUUGUUUGGUGAAAUUUCGUGUGAAAUCAUAGACAUCGACAAUGGAACAAUUGGUAAGGAUCCCGUGCAGCAAUUCACUGACCUCUGUGACUCCAUUUUCUAUAGCAGACAUUUUGAUGACUCGCGGUCAGGAAACUCUUGAGAGAGCGCAGGCGCAGGAUCAGGCUCUGGAUAUGACUCGCAAACCGGCCGGCAAGUUACACGAUGAUGCCGUGUCCGACAACGGAAUUCUCUCCGGAGACUCCUCCUCGCCCCCGAGCCUCUUGUUCGCUAGAUCACCGCCUCCUGCCGUUGGACCACAUCAUCUGCAUUUAGGUCAUCACACGCAGCUCGGCAAGCCAAGCUUCUUGUCACCAAACCACCACCAUCAACCGCAACAGCAGCAGCAGAGGAAGAAGCGGUCAAGAGCCGCAUUCUCACACGCCCAGGUAUACGAACUGGAGAGACGGUUCAACCAGCAGCGGUACCUGUCUGGGCCGGAACGCGCCGACUUGGCGCACGCUUUAAAAUUAACAGAGACACAAGUGAAAAUUUGGUUCCAAAACCGGAGAUACAAAACGAAGCGAAAACAGUUACAAUUACAGGAACAGAGUACGACUGCAACAGUGCUGACAUCAAGCGGAUCAAAUUCAUCUUCAGCGAAACGAGUUGCUGUGAAAGUUUUGGUAAGGGAUGACCAACCUGUGUUAGCAGGAGGAUUCAGUGCUGGCAACAGCAAGUCUGGUGCACCCUCGUCUAUACUAUACCCACAUACAGGCUCCCUACCCCUCCCAUUUCCUUAUUACUACUACCCUUUACUUUGUGCACCGACUCCGACCGUAGCGCCGCCACCACUUACUGCAUCGCCUACGUCACAACACAGUAACGGCAGCACUAGUGCCCCUCAGUGACGUAAGUGCGAACUACUGUGUUGAAGCUAACACUGGGAACCAUUCUGUUUUAAUAUUUUGUUCUUCUGGAACGUAAUGAUUUCGAAAUAAUGUUUGGAUCAGUUUCCACAAACAAGUCCCGUAGUGAAAAAUGUGAAACUCUUAGAAACAUUCUGAAGCUGUUAGUAAUAGUUCCAUCAUGUUAAGCAUCGAAGCAAUGAAACACUCCUUGUCAGAACAGAAUGAAACGUAUGUCUACAGGGUUUAAAAGGUUAAAUAUAUGCAGCGUUGUCAAAAUAAAUGCUAUAGCCUAUA